UAAAAGGAGAAAGUAAAAUCCUACGGCCAUAAUUCUCAUCUUCCUCGCCAAAACUAAGUUGAAGGGUCCAAAAUACUCGUCUGUGACACUACAGACGUCAAUAAGCUUCAAGCUUCGAGCUAAAGGUUCCCUCCUACAAAUUAGGUUGUGGGUUCCUCUGAAUCGUUUCCCCAACUCACCGAUCUCAAUUAGAAUAGAAUGCGCCAUGAACCGACUUAGAGGCUCAGGGAAGCUAUUUUCUCAGUCUCUGCCCCAAUUAAGGACUAAUAUGAGGCAUAGAGCUCUGAGAUCAUGGACUGCUGUUCAGGACACUUUUUUUUCAACCAAGGAUGUGUUUGAAAGUCAUAAGGUGGUGUUCACAGUUGGAACUUCUAUAGCUUCAGUUGCCACAGCAUGGAUUGGAUAUACUGUACGCCACUUACAUGAUACAAGAGUUGAUCGGAGGCUUGAGUCGAUUGAAAAAACUAUAAAAGAAAAUCAUCAUAUUAAAGAAUCAGAAAUAAGAGAAGUUAUUGGUUCUGGAAGUAUCAGUCUUUCUUCAUGCAUCGCCACUGCUGGAACCACUUUGAUCAUCGGCUAUGCUUUGGGUUGGCGAGGUGGAAGGUGGUUUGCAAAUAAGCAGUUCAGAAAGGAGCAGAUGAAGUUGCUAGGGCACGUUAAGCCUAAAAGGUGGCAAUUGCUUAGGCAGCGGAUACAACAACCUAAAGGAUGGCAAUUCCAAUUUCUUAAAAGACCAUUACUCAAACACAAAACACCAGAAAAUGCAGUCAAAACGUGUGAAAAGAUCAAGGACACUCAAACUGCACAUAAUUUGGAGAAUCCUGUUAAUCUUGUUAGCAAACAGAUGUCAUGACAGGUUCUUGGUUUACUGAUAUAGUUUCCUAUUUGUUUGAGGUCGGUUUUUGUUUCCUGUAAAAUUGUAUUUGUCAUAGUGGGAAUAUAAGUUAUAAGAGUCGUCGAUCAAUAGGAAUUGAACUGAACGUUGUCUAUUUAUUCUUGAAUAAAUCUAAUUUUCUUCCUAGA
Messenger RNA from Rosa rugosa (rugosa rose), 1023 nucleotides. RefSeq lists its product as uncharacterized. The record is from RefSeq and is a predicted model, not a curated record. The coding region runs from base 206 to 853 and encodes 215 amino acids. NCBI's taxonomy places the organism in Eukaryota, Viridiplantae, Streptophyta, Magnoliopsida, Rosales, Rosaceae. The transcript has 5 exons.